AUGGCGCCUCGGCUCUCAACUAGCUGAGACACAGUCAUAACGAAGGCAGCUGAUAACUAAAGGACAUUACCCGUUUAUCAGCGGGGACAGACAGCAAUCAUGGUGAACACUAGAAAGAGCUCGGAGCACAAGGUAAAUAGUCCCUUCAUCUCGGGCCGGACGCGGUCGUCUCAGAGGAACAACCCAAACUUGGACGAGCACAACAGCCGUGUAAGGAAGAGAGAGACACCGGCUCCUUAUUCUCUUCGCCAGCCGAAGGAGACCAAUAGUGAUGUUAACAGCAGUAGCCCUCAUUUGUCCCCACCGCCAAAGCGGACACGCAGACAGACGCCCCCGAGUUCAACCGAUACUUCCCCAAGCCCCAAAAGUAAAGGCCAGAGAGGCCCAUGGAACAUGCCCAGACACUGUACAAGAUUUUCACUGUCUUCCAGGUUGUCAACUGGUGCCUUGCAGAAUGGACACCGCCGAUUGAACCUGCAGGGUGAUACUACAUCAGUUGGGGACCACGGUCACAUGAACGGUCAUGUUGAGCUCAAAAGAAGCCGUCGCAUCAGGAAGAGCCAAUUUGAACACCUCAAUCAGAGUUUACUUUUCGACCAGCUUGUCAACAGUACGGCAGAAGCAGUUCUUCAAGAGAUGGACAACAUCAGCAGCAUUCGUCAGAAUCGGGAAGUGGAGCGCCUCCGCAUGUGGACGGACACAGAACUGGAAAACAUGGACAUGUACUCUCGCGUGAAGAGGAGGAAAUCGAUGCGGAGGAACACAUUUGGAAUGCAGAACCAUCACAAAGCCCUCGGCAAAUCGAAGAACCCUGAAGAGGAGGAAGGAACUGAAGAGUCUCACGAUGAGGGAGAGGAGGAUGAAGAUGUGGAGGCAGAUGAUGAUGAUGAUGGAGACGAGGCAGAAGAAGCUGAAGAGGAGAACGACAGACCUUAUAACCUCAGGCAGCGUAAAACUGUGCAGCGAUAUGAAGCUCCACCAAUAGAGCCAGUGAAUAGGAAGCAAAGCAAGGGCAGCCUCUUUGACACACACAGAUCUCCUGCAAGAAGAAGCCAUAUUAGAAUUAAGAAACAUGCAAUUCACAGUAGUGAAUCAACAUCAUCAUCUGAUGAAGAGCGCUUUGAGAGGAGGAAAAGCAAUAGCAUGAGCCGAGCUCGUAACAGGUGUCUACCCAUGAACCUGCUGGCAGAAGAUCUGGCCAGCGGUGUAUUUAGGGACCGUGUGAAAGUGGGCGCCAGUUUGGCGGAUGUGGAUCCCAUGAAUCUGGACACUUCUGUGAAGUUUGAAUGUGUUGGAGGUCUUACCCAUCAUAUCCAGUCUUUGAAAGAGAUGGUUGUCUUUCCUCUUAUAUAUCCAGAAGUGUUCGAGAAGUUUAAAAUACAGCCCCCGAGAGGAUGCCUGUUUUAUGGGCCUCCAGGAACAGGAAAGACGCUAGUUGCACGGGCUUUGGCUAAUGAGUGCAGUCAGGGGGACAGGAAGGUGUCUUUUUUCAUGCGCAAGGGUGCUGACUGCCUCAGCAAAUGGGUGGGAGAGUCAGAGCGACAACUCCGACUACUUUUUGACCAGGCAUACCUCAUGAGACCCUCCAUCAUCUUCUUCGAUGAGAUUGAUGGUCUCGCUCCUGUACGCUCCAGUAGACAGGAUCAAAUUCACAGCUCGAUAGUGUCCACAUUACUGGCAUUGAUGGAUGGUUUGGACAGUCGGGGGGAGAUAGUGGUCAUCGGUGCUACUAACAGACUCGACUCUAUCGAUCCCGCACUCAGGAGGCCCGGACGCUUUGACCGGGAGUUUCUGUUCAACCUGCCUGAUAAAAAGGCUCGAAAGCACAUUCUACAAAUCCACACCAGGGACUGGAACCCCAAGUUAGCUGAACCCUUCAUAGAUGAGCUAGCUGAGAAAUGUGUCGGUUACUGUGGGGCCGACAUCAAAGCACUUUGCACAGAGGCUGCGCUAGCGGCCCUGCGGCGGCGCUAUCCUCAGAUCUACGGCAGCAGCCAGCGUUACCAGCUAGAUGUGGGCUCCAUUGUUUUAGGGCCACAAGACUUUGGCCGUGCCCUGUGCUCCAUAGUACCUGCAGGCCAGAGGACCCUUGCUCCUCCCGGUCAGGCUCUCUCCUGUGUGUUGAGACCCUUGCUGGAGCCCACGCUGGCUCAAACGCUAGCCUGCCUGAUGCGAGUCUUCCCCCACGCAGAGCUGCUGCACAGGGAACACACACAUGACACUGACAAUCAUCUGUUGGCGGAGGACUCGUACAGCGAGGACGAGGAGUGUCUUGGUGCUCCUUCUAUAUAUGAAACUCAGUCAGGAUCCACAAAGAAAGCGGCUUCAUCUACGACCCAUAAACCUUUUCUCCACUUUAGCAUUUCUGCCUAUCAGCAGCCCACCUCUUACCGGCCGCGGCUGCUGCUCACGGGGCCUCAGGGUGCGGGGCAGAGCACACACUUGGCCCCUGCUGUGCUGCAUCACCUGGAGAAGUUCACUGUGCACCGUCUCGAUCUUCCCACGCUGUACUCAGUCAGUGCCAAAACCCCAGAGGAGUCCUGCGCUCAGGUGUUUCGUGAGGCUCGGCGUUGUGUCCCUAGCGUGAUCUACAUGCCUCACAUCAGUGACUGGUGGGAAGCCAUCAGUGAGACUGUGAAGAGCACCUUCCUCACACUGCUGCAGGAUGUGCCCUCAUUCACCCCACUCCUCAUCCUCUCCACAGCAGAGACUGUCUACCAGCAGCUUCCAGAUGAGCUUAAGUGCAUCUUCAGUCGUUCACACGGGGAGGUGGUUUGUUUAACCACACCGGGGGAAGAAGCUCGCAGGAGAUUCUUUUCGGACCUCAUUUUGGUGCAGGCAGCAAAGGCGCCACCCCGCAGGAGAAAAACAGUGUGCGCUCUUGAGGUGCUGCCCCUCUCUGAGGACCCUGGCCCUCGACAGCUCUCUACAGAAGAGCAGAGGCGACUGGUUGACCAGGAGGAGAACACCUUGCGCGAGCUCCGCCUCUUUCUCAGGGAUGUCACAAAGCGGCUCGCCACUGAUAAGCGCUUCCUCAUCUUCAGCAAGCCUGUGGACAUUGAAGAGGUUUCGGACUACCUCGAGGUGAUCAAGCAACCUAUGGAUCUGUCCACCAUCAUGCUGAAGAUAGACACUCACAAGUAUACUGUCACCAAGGAUUUUCUAGCGGAUAUUGACCUCAUUUGCAGCAACGCGUUAGAAUACAAUCCAGACAAGGACCCGGGAGAUAAAAUCAUCCGCCAUAGAGCCUGCAGCCUGAAGGACACGGCACAUGCCACGAUCGCCUCUGAGUUAGACACCGAGUUUGACCACAUGUGCGAGGAGAUCAAGGAGUCCCGCAGAAAGAGAGGCUCUCAGACCACACCGCAGCCACCCGUUAUUCCAAGCGCUUUGGUGACCAGGAAGCCUACAGGAGAAGAGUUGGGAUUAUGCAGUUCUCAGGGUGAUGGAGUGGACAGGCACUGCAGCAAUAGCAUAAAACGCAAACUGCGGAGGCGACCAAUAUGGGGGCGGGGCAUCAUCAGGAAGAAAAAGAUUCAUAAAAAUAAGGAAGCAGAAGAGGUUGAAGACCCAGAGGAGGAGGAGGAGGAGGAAGAGGAGGAGGAGAGGGUAGAUGACUCUACUGCAACCGCACAAGGUGACGCUUGUUUCACUCAGGACGAGUCUUCCUGCGACAUCAUGGAGCUCCAUGUCAACAAACAGCCGCUCCAGGCCAACGGACAUGCCCUCUCCACAGAGGAGGAGAAUUCCUGUGAGCCUACAGUUGCUCCAGACUCUAAGGUCCAGGAGGAGCCCAGCCAGGCCUCCUUGGGGGAGGACUCCAUCGGUAAGGAGACGACAGAUGACGCUGCGGUCCCUGCACCUCAGGAGUUUGUGAAUGGAGACAAGUCUAUGGACAGUGUGGACAGUGAGGCACAUGGUAAAGAAACAGAGGGAGGUGAAAGGGAAGUGACUGCAGAUUUGUGCUUGGGUAAAGAAGUUGCACUUGAUUUGAAACAGGAGAUGCAGAAAGAAUCAUCUGCCCCAGAAUGCAAUGCAAAGGAGUCUGUGACUGCAGUGGAGGGAAUGGUGUGUGAUGGAGAACAUGAAAAAGGAGUAUCAUCAAAAGGGAAGAAAUGUGGAAAAUAUCCAUCUGAACAGAAGCAGGAGGUGUUGACUGACAGACAUGAGGAACCUCCACAGUUUCUACCACCUCCUGAUCUUGUGAUUGACCAUCAGCAGCUUCAGAGUCUAUUGGAGCAGGUGGUUUUGAAGAGUGAACGCUUCAGUGUGGAUCAUCUAGAGAGACUGUACUCCAUGCUCAGCCAGUGUAUUUACCAUUACCGCAGAGAUUACGACAAGACUCGCCUUAUAGAGGCGAUGAAGAGGCAAGUUCAGCAUUUCGAAACAUUCCUGUGAUUAAAAGAGGGCUUUAUGGGAGACCUGUAAUCUGAGACUUUUUUUGAUACUCAAGUGAGAGGCCAGCGUUCUGUGCCAAGUCCCUAUUGUGGAGUAGGUCUGGACGUCUCGGUCUAAAAUGACAACGGGGAAGAAAAAAAAAGGUGCAGAAAAUUGAAACAAAGGCUAACAGAGGCGACCUUGGUGCUAUCAUCUCAGGUACCUGGACAGAACCAGUCUACAGAACCAAACACAAAAACUGUAGGUUUUGUUUUCUUUUGUUCGUUUUGUAAACUUACAUGCCAAUUGCUGAUGAACGUUCUUGGUGCUAUUGGGUGCUGUUGUUUUUUGUCUGCUGCUCCUCAUUCUCCUCAUUAAUAAGCAAACAGAAACACAAACGAACUGUACAAAAUAAAAGAUUGUGAUGUCACAGUACAACCUCAGCCGGCGUCUGAUGGAAGCAAACACACUACACAUAUUCUCACCAGUAGUGGCAAAACUGUACAAGUAUGGCAUGAAGCUCUAAAGGUCUAGUCAGUUGGUUAUUUACUGUGGAAACAAAAGUACAAAACCCAUUUUCUAUGUCCAUCCUCUCCCUGUCACGACCCCUGUGUUGUCACACCUUGUCAUCAAGAUGAUUAUUUAAAACUUCUUACCUAAAAAAAAGAAAAAAACGUUUUCUAGGGAGUUUGUGACAAAUUAUCCUGCAGGAUUGUAAUUGUUUUCUACUGGAUGUUAUUGUAAGAUUCCAAGGCUUCUGUAUUAUUAACCUAGAUUUCCUAGUCAAAAAUGUCCUCCUCUUAAUACUAUUUGCCCCUAUAAUCUGUUUUAAUAGAAAACAAACUAAAAUAAAUUGAGAGUUUUUAACUUUUAAUUGUAUAAAAUAGAUCUUUAGACGAAAUAAAUGAAAUUUAAGACCCAUUGCAAAUUUUCACUUUAGGACUAGUUCAUAGUUUUUUUUUUGUAUAUUUGUUUGUUGUGGCAUUUUUUUCCUGCUAUAACUGGAUUUAAAACUAGAUAUCUGGCGAUUGGACUGCCUAGUAUGUGCCUUAACCUCUAAAAUAGUAUCUUACAAGCUGAAGAACAUUGCAGACCAUCCAUUUUUUUAAAAGCCACUCUCCUGCAGCUUUAAAACAAUUUAUUGAACGCAAUCCACGACCGUGUUUGUUGUCUCGCCGUUUUAGAUACGUGACGUGUUUGAGUUCAGUCGUUUGCCAGUCUUUUCUCAACGUCACCAACCAUGUCACGCACAAACCUCUUCCUGGUUUGUGUGAGUCAGGUACCUUGCCCAACUCCAUUGUACAUUGUGAUUUUCUUCUUCAAUAUCGCCAUGCGUUAUUGUAACUUCACAUCACAACAUUGGAGUGAAAAGAACGAAAACCGUUAAAGGAAACAUUGGAAUUGCAGACUAGGCAGUGCAGAAUUUUUUAACAUCUAAAGCAUUACUAUUUUUUGUUUUUUAUGUUUUAGUUCGUCCUUGAUAGUGUUUACUUUUUUGCUAACUUGUACAGUCUAAUGUUGUGCUAAAUCCUUAGUUGUUAGCUAACGCAUUAAAGGGUUAGUUCACCCAAAAAAUUACAAUUCCGUCGUCAUAUACUCAUCCUCAUCUCAUCUUAGUUUCAUCGGUGGAACACAAAAGGUCACUAUUCACUUUUAUUGUAGGGACAACGGGUGACUGAGGUUAUCAGUAUAAUUAACUCUUUUCUUGUUCAAUGGAAGAAAGUAAUAUGGGGUUGAAAUUGCAUGAGGGUGGGUAAAUUAUGACAAAAUUGUCACUUUAGGUUGAACAAACCGUUUAAUAAUAUGAUUUCAGUCUAAUUUUGACAGUGUAAGUAGUACUCAAUUCUCCCUCUCAAAUGUUCUCUUUUAGUUUUUUUGUAAAGAACGUUGAUCCAGUUCAAGAGUUGACCUUGUCUAGGAUUCGGUGCUAUAAAAAAAGGAGAUAAAAAGAAAAAAAAAAGAAACAUUUCUUUUCUAAGACAUAUGCAAGGGGGAAAAAAUGAGUUAGCUUUGGACUACUGCAGUACGUUUGAGAGAGACAGAACCACAGCUACCUCAGCAAGUUGUUUUCAUGUGAAGAGAGAAAAGUAAUGACCUGUUUACUGACAAACAGUAUUUGUUGACCUCUGUAAAAUCAAUUCACCCUUUCAGAAAUUCAUGCUAAGGUACUGGAUCACCUCUCGGACGUGAACGAACGUGUCAUGCGGCAUUUAUCCUAGGGUUUGUUUGAAUUUUGAAUUUGUAUUUCUUUUUUGGGUUGUACUGCUUUUGAGCCGAGAAAAGAAAUGGCAUUUUGAUAUUGGUGAAAUGUUAUAUACUGUAUAUUUCAGUUUUUCUACAUUUGCAUCCCAUGCUUACUUUUUUGAUUUGAUAUUAGUAUUUUCGAAUACGGGCCAUAUUCAUGUGUUGUUAUUUUUCUAUUAUGUCCUAUCUCUUAUGUUUUGCUUUCUGCCUUUAGUCCGCUGUUUUGUUUUCAAGUUUCGCAAUAGUAGUCACAUUUUCUUGCAUUUUCCUUCAUUCUGUAACAGACAGUUUAUUUAUUAAAUUAUUAAACAUGGUUUUCAACAUUAAUAUGUUCAACAUUUUGUAAAACGUUUUUUAAAAGGAGACUAAUUGGAAAAAUGUUACACGGCUUAUGAUAUAUGUGCCGAGACACAAUGUAGCACAUUUUUGUAGCAGGUGCUUUGCGACAUUUAGAAACAGGGGGUCUAACUGAUCUCAGGUCUGCUACAUUAAUUAACCUAUUUAUUCCAUAAAGAGUGGAAAGGCUUCUUUUUCAUUUUAAAGUGUUACUAUUUAGGUUGAGAGUGAGGUUUAUGUGCGGCUAUUGUGUGUUUUAUGGUCCCUUUGUCAAAAAAUUUAUGAAAAAAAAAAGACCUACUGUAAUGCUGGCCACUUGUGUUUAUCUCACAAAUCUGGGGGGUAAAAAGUAUUAGUUGGCAUUUCUGCUAAUUUUCCACUCUGUGUUCACCUAAGUAUCCUGCUAUCAGUUAAAAUGUCAACGGUAUUUGAUAAGAUGUAAAAUUGGCCGUAAAUUUAAAUAAAACCUUUGUGGACACAGCUUGGAAAUAAAAUGCAGCAUUAAUGAAAAACAUAUUUUUAGCAAUUUAACAAGUAACACUUAAAUCCAGCAUUACAAUAUUAUAAUGGGGGCAUGAAAGAUAUGUGUAAUUACAAGUUAACGUUCCAUUAGUUGACCUGAGCUUAAAGAUUGCUCUUUUAAUGAGCUUAGGAUGUUAGUAUUUUGCCUAAUAUAGAUGUUAUGAAACAAAACCCCGUUUUUCAGUGUAAUUACAGGAUAAGUUCUGGAUCGGAAAUGUACAUUACAUGUACGUUACAAGUCAACACACAUUUCUGGAGAGGUUUGCAACGUUAAAUUCUUUGUCAAUAUUUUUAGUUAAUUCCAUCUAAUCAGUCAUUUCUACCCCUUUACUUACAAAUUUACAAGGUUGAGGGAAUCUAAUUUUUUUGUAUAAUACCAGAAUUUGUGUCCUUUUUAUUUACUACUAAUCAAAUCAAAACCACAUGUCCUUCCUUGCAGUCCUCCUUUUGUGAAAGUCCUCUUGGAAAUGAUAUAUUUACUGUUUCUGAAAUAAACUGCUGUGAUAUACUUGAAUAAA
Molecule: messenger RNA, 7997 nt
Organism: Xyrauchen texanus (razorback sucker)
Lineage: Eukaryota; Metazoa; Chordata; Actinopteri; Cypriniformes; Catostomidae
Product: ATPase family AAA domain-containing protein 2-like
Exons: 28
Coding region: 100-4398 (1432 amino acids)
Biological process (GO): positive regulation of transcription by RNA polymerase II
Cellular component (GO): nucleus
Molecular function (GO): ATP binding; ATP hydrolysis activity; histone binding
Source: RefSeq, a predicted model, not a curated record